Messenger RNA from Priapulus caudatus, 739 nucleotides. Its product is annotated as inactive ubiquitin carboxyl-terminal hydrolase 54-like. The record is from RefSeq and is a predicted model, not a curated record. Gene Ontology annotation, molecular function: cysteine-type deubiquitinase activity. Bases 47 to 739 code for a protein of 230 amino acids. The transcript is spliced from 6 exons. Lineage: Eukaryota; Metazoa; Priapulida; Priapulimorpha; Priapulimorphida; Priapulidae. Gene Ontology annotation, biological process: protein deubiquitination.
CGACAGAGCGACGCAGCGAUGCGAUAAACGGCGAGCGACGAACGACAUGGCGACAAUGACCCUCCCCCAGGGGGCGCUGCCGCAUCAGCAGCCGCGCAGUCGGCUUUCGAUCACGACGACGAAGGGUCUGACGAACCACCCGGGCGAGAACAACUGCUUCCUGAACAGCGCCGUGCAGGUGCUAUGGCAUCUGGACGUCUUCCGGCGUAGCUUCCGGGACCUGACGGGACACGCCUGCCUUGGCCACUCCUGCAUCUUCUGUGCCUUAAAGAUGUUGUUCACGCAGUUCCAGUAUAGUUCACAGAGCGCUCUCCCUCCCGAUGCACUGCGGAAGGCUCUAGCCGAGACGUUCCACGACCAGCAGCGCUUCCAGCUCGGCCUCAUGGACGACGCCGCCGAAUGCUUCGAGAACCUUCUCUACCGCAUACACUUCCACAUCGCGCACGGCGAGCAGGAAGAGGCCUGCGUCGCCCGCCACUGCGUGCCGCACCGCAAGUUCGCCAUGCGCGUCUCGGAGCAGUGCGUGUGCGCGGCGUGCGGCGCGCGCUCCGAGCCGCUGCCGUUCACGCAGAUGGUGCACUACGUAUCCGCCGCCGCUCUUGCGUCGCAGAGUCGUAUGAUGGAGGCGGAGGGCGACAUUGACACGCCGGAGAGAUUCGGGCGUCUGCUGCGCAGGGCCGGUGCCAUCGGCGAUAUGCGUAAUUGUCCGAAUAACUGUGGCNUGAUUGUAUCACAAUAA